GUGGGAUGGUGGCUGGCUCCCAGAGCCCCCGCUUGCUGCGCAUCAUCCAGGAUGUCACGUCCAGCCCCAGCCCGGCUUCCAGCCUGACCGCCGACAAUGACACCGGCUGCGGGGAGCAGAUCCUCAGCUACGGCAACAUGGAGAAAGUUGUGAUCGGGGCCAUUCUCUCCCUCAUCACUCUGCUGACCAUCGCGGGCAAUUGCCUGGUGGUGAUCUCCGUGUGCUUCGUAAAGAAACUCAGGCAGCCCUCCAACUAUCUCAUCGUCUCCCUGGCUCUGGCCGACCUCUCGGUCGCCGUGGCUGUCAUGCCCUUUGUCAGCGUCACCGACCUCAUUGGAGGAGAAUGGAUCUUUGGGCACGUUUUCUGCAACGUCUUCAUCGCCAUGGAUGUGAUGUGCUGCACGGCUUCCAUUAUGACUUUGUGUGUGAUAAGUAUUGACAGGUACCUUGGAAUAACAAGACCACUUACGUAUCCUGUGAGACAGAAUGGAAAAUGUAUGGCUAAAAUGAUCCUAUGUGUGUGGCUCCUCUCUGCGUCUAUCACCAUACCACCACUUUUUGGUUGGGCUCAAAAUGUGAAUGAUGAAAAAGUUUGUUUAAUCAGUCAAGACUUUGGCUACACAAUUUACUCCACUGCAGUUGCUUUUUAUAUCCCAAUGUCAGUGAUGCUUUUCAUGUACUAUCAGAUUUACAAGGCUGCUAAGAAGAGUGCUGCUAAACACAAGUUUACUGGUUUCCCACGACCAGAAGAAAAUGAAGGUAUGGUUUCUGUGAAUGGAGUUAUAAAGCUACACAAGGAAUCAGAAGAAUGUACAAAUUUUUCACGACUUCUUAAACAUGAUAGAAAAAACAUUUCCAUUUUUAAGAGAGAACAAAAAGCUGCCACUACGUUGGGAAUUAUUGUUGGGGCCUUUACUGUGUGUUGGUUGCCAUUUUUCAUCCUUUCAACUGCCAGACCCUUUAUCUGUGGUACAGCAUGCAGCUGCAUCCCGUUUUGGGUUGAAAGAACAUUUCUAUGGUUGGGUUAUGCAAACUCUCUCAUUAACCCUUUUAUAUAUGCCUUCUUCAAUCGGGAUCUGAGGACAACCUAUCGCAAUCUACUACAAUGCAGAUAUAGGAAUAUCAACCGGAAACUAUCAGCUGCAGGGAUGCAUGAGGCUCUGAAGCUUGCAGAAAAACCAGAAUUUGUACUGAAACACUGCUCAAGAGAUAUACUUCUCUCAGGGAAAGCACAGGAAAAAAGUAUCAGCAGACCCUGUUCAUAGUUCACUGCAGAUAUUAGAUUUUUUUAUUAUCCUUUAAAAAUAAAAUCUCUCUUUAUCUGUUGGUCUUUGUACAAGAAGUACAUGCUAAUAGUAUUUUUAUUGCUGUUAUCUUGAUUUUUUUUCUAAAUAGUCAUUGCCACACAUGAAUUUGGUACAAACUUAGUAUUUUGAAUUUGUUUGUAUUUGUUUUCAAUCUUCAUUUUGAUAUAUCAUAAUGAUGCUAGACCAGUAGCUUUUAACUUUUUCCAAAGCAGGACCUCCUUCAGCUCCUCUCCCAAGUAAUCAGUGCCCCAUACAUGUAUUAAUAUGGGAAGGACAGAGUGUUUGCAGCCUCGUGACACAUGCUCACAGCCCCACAUGUCCAUAAUUGUAGAUGAAAGGCAAUAUGAUUAUUUGCUUCCAUCCACGUUUAUAUAUAGAGAGAGGCAAUGUAGGAAACAUUUUAACACCUAGUAAAGCUGUGAUUUUUUCAUUAGCAUUACCAUUGUCUAUCAUUUAUAAUCAAUUGAUAUAUAGGUCUAAUUAAAUAAACAAUCCCAGAAUCAGAAAUGCAUAUUAAAAUACCUAAGAUUCCAGAAGAGAAAGAGCCCACUGAGAGGAAACCUACUGUAUUGUUAUAAACUACUGACAUACUAGACUGGAUAAAUAUUUUGCUUUUAGUUUUAGAUAUACUCAGUCAAUAAAAGGUCAACAAUUCUCUCUUUAAUACAGAGGAGGUAUGUGUAGUCUUGUUAGUAAUCACAUUGACAGCAUGUUUAAUGUUUUGUUUCUACAUAAAACAAGAAACUGUACAAACUUUCUCUCAUUUCUCAGAAUGCAAGUAUUAAGGUCUGUCGUUAAUUAACAGUGCAAAUGACUAGACUCAGGACCUUAAAACACACACUAACAUAGCCCCUUCCAUAAAUGGGGAUAAUGGUUCUGAGCCCCUUUGUAAAGAGGUUUGGGAUCUACAGAUGUAACGUGCUAUAUGAGAGCUAGGUACCAGUAAGGCUAUGUCUACACUACAGGCUUCUUAUGCAAGAAGCCUUUUGCGCAAUUUUUGCGCAAAAAUUUCUUGCACAAGAGCACGUCCACACCUCAAAGCACAUUGCUUUUGCAAUGUGCUUUUGCACAAGAGAGCGUCCAUGCUAUUGGAUGCUCUCCUGCAUAUAAAGCUACCCAGAACCGGUUCUAUCCGGGCUAGAGGUCACCAGUUGCUCUUGAGUGCUGUUGCUGGAAGCCCUCCAGAAACGCGCGCUUAAAGGGACCCCCCUUGGACAGCUGCUUCUCUGUCUCUGUUGCCUGCUUGCUAGCCUCUUUGGCAAAGCAAAGCUUCAGCUGUGUGUGCCCUGUGCUUUUUGGAGAUGACACAGCUUUUUGCCUUCUUGCUGUUUGCCAUGGAACCCAAGCUGCCCCUGGGCAUGCGACGGCCCCACACAGCCAUGCUGCAUUUCCUGCCUACUUAUUGCAGCUGUAUGUGGACACUGAAUUCCUCCUCGUGUCCCUCUGCAUGGCUGCGGCUGCUCCCACCUGGCUGCUGCACUCCCCCAAACU
Messenger RNA from Pelodiscus sinensis (Chinese soft-shelled turtle), 2798 nucleotides. RefSeq names its product 5-hydroxytryptamine receptor 7 (gene HTR7). NCBI's taxonomy places the organism in Eukaryota, Metazoa, Chordata, Testudines, Trionychidae. Gene Ontology annotation, cellular component: plasma membrane. Gene Ontology annotation, molecular function: G protein-coupled serotonin receptor activity. Gene Ontology annotation, biological process: adenylate cyclase-activating adrenergic receptor signaling pathway; vasoconstriction; positive regulation of MAPK cascade. The record is from RefSeq and is a predicted model, not a curated record.